Molecule: messenger RNA, 417 nt
Organism: Ilex paraguariensis (yerba mate)
Lineage: Eukaryota; Viridiplantae; Streptophyta; Magnoliopsida; Aquifoliales; Aquifoliaceae
Source: the annotation of a GenBank genome assembly
AUGGCUAGGACCCGUGGAGUAUUAUCUCUGGUGACGAAGUCGAGUUCGGCAUCCUCUUCCAGGCCUAGAGCUACUAGGCAAGAAAAAGGGAAAGGUAAAGCCACAUCAAGCGGCAAUGAGGAGGAGUCCGAAGCUAGGAAGAAGAAAAAAAAGAUCAUUUAUGAGUCUACGAUUGCGGCAAGGGGAAGACACUUAUUUGACAUCCUGGCCCCUGGGGAGACGACACUGAACAUUCCUCAACCAGUUUCCACAGCUGGAGCUACCACUUCGGGGACUGCUGCUCCAACUACUUUAGCACCACCUCCUACAUUUGUCUUUGAGACGAGGGAUGCGGUUCAGGAGAUAGGGAGUAGUGAAGAUGAGGAGGAGGCCGAGUCUAGAUCAGAUGAUGAGAAGGAGUCGUCUGCUUCCGAGUAG